AUCAAAGUCGGUUAUCAGUAAACCGUACACUAUUAUUCGCUGAUACUAUUCGUCGUUAUCGGUCAAAUUUUUUUACAUCAUCUUUUUUUUCUUUGUUUUUUUAUCUCUGAAAGUCCGAUACGAACAUUACGAACAUCCGCGUACGAAAGAUUAUUAUUUUAUUAUAGUAGUUUACAAAACAUUACAUCAUUUCACUUCGGUAUUGUACGUCGUCGAAUUUCUGUUGGAUUUCAUGUGCGUUGCGCACAAUCCAUCAAUAGUCGGCCGUGCGGCACCCAGUUAGUUCACUCCAAGUCCCAUUCAGCCUUUGCCACUAUGAUCAAGUCCAAGUCGUUUCUGUCCACGACGUGUUUACUUAGGGAGAGCCGGCUGCCGUUCAGUGCCAAACUGCAACCCAUCAAAAUGUCGUACACAUCAUAUGAGUCGGCCGCAGACGGCGGACAAAAACCGCCGAUCAUUAUCAUGCACGGUCUGUUUGGCUGCAAGUCCAACUGGAACAGUUUGUCCAAAUCCCUGCACAAUAUGACCCACAGAAAAGUAAUUACUGUUGAUGCAAGAAAUCAUGGAGACUCACCGCAUACUUUGGAGCAGUCAUAUCAGCUGAUGGCUGAAGACGUUAAAUUUUUAAUGGAAGAUUUAGGUGUAAAAAAAGCUUCAUUAAUUGGUCACAGCAUGGGUGGCAGAACAAUGAUGUACUUAGCAAUCAUCUAUCCAGAACUUGUGGAAUCCUUAAUACCAGUUGAUAUAUCACCAAUCAACAGCAAAGAAGUGAGUGAUAUCCAAAGUAUUAUAGAUGUCUUAAGAGGUGUUAAUUUAGAUGUUAAUGGAUCCAUAUCAAAAGUUCGUAAAUUGGCAGAUGAACAUAUGAAAAGUUCAAUAGAGAGUCCAAUACUUCGACAGUUCCUCCUAACCAAUCUUAUCGAAGUGAACAAAAAAUACCAAUGGCGCAUGAAUAUAGAAUCCAUCAAUGUUAAUUUUAAAAACAAUCUUGCCGUGUUUCCACCUGUUCAAUCAACAUAUGAUGGUCCAACAUAUUUCAUCGGAGGCGGAAAUUCAGUUUUCUUGAAACCAUCUGAUCAUGAGGCCAUCAAACAGAUAUUCCCUUCAGUUAAAUUUGAUUACAUACCUAGUGCUGGUCAUUGGCUACAUGCAGAAAAACCUCAUGAGUUUUUGAAAUUAGUUACACUAUUUUUAGCUACUGUAUAGAAAUAUAAUUUUUAUUUUGUAACUUGUGACUUGUUAAAUUUUUUUAAUGCUUAAAUUUACAAAUGUUACCUUAAAAAUGCUAGUUAAGUCUUGUAAUCUAAAAAAUUGUUUGUUCAUUCAAACUUUUAAGUCUGAAAAAUUGUUACACAAUUAUUAAACUAUUGGUAAAAUUUGA
Molecule: messenger RNA, 1381 nt
Organism: Diuraphis noxia (Russian wheat aphid)
Lineage: Eukaryota; Metazoa; Arthropoda; Insecta; Hemiptera; Aphididae
Product: sn-1-specific diacylglycerol lipase ABHD11-like
Biological process (GO): lipid metabolic process
Cellular component (GO): mitochondrion
Molecular function (GO): carboxylic ester hydrolase activity
Source: RefSeq, a predicted model, not a curated record